GACCUACUUUGUGACUUUCAGCCGGAUUCAGCCCUCACAUUCCAGAAAACAUGACCCUCGCUGCCUACAAAGAGAAGAUGAAGGAGCUUCCACUGGUGUCCUUGUUCUGCUCCUGUUUUCUGGCCGAUCCCCUGAAUAAAUCAUCCUAUAAAUAUGAAGGCUGGUGUGGGAGACAGUGUAGGAGGAAAGAUCAAAGCCAGCGGAAAGACAGUGCUGACUGGAGAGAAAGAAGAGAGCAGGCAGACACAGUGGACCUGAACUGGUGUGUAAUUUCUGACAUGGAAGUCAUCGAGCUGAACAAAUGUACCUCGGGCCAGUCCUUUGAAGUCAUCCUGAAGCCACCCUCCUUUGAUGGGGUUCCUGAGUUCAAUGCCUCCCUACCCAGGCGGCGAGACCCAUCACUGGAAGAGAUCCAGAAGAAACUAGAAGCAGCUGAGGAGCGAAGGAAGUACCAGGAAGCUGAGCUCCUGAAGCACCUGGCAGAGAAACGAGAACAUGAGCGGGAGGUGAUCCAAAAAGCCAUUGAGGAAAACAACAAUUUCAUCAAGAUGGCUAAGGAAAAACUGGCUCAGAAGAUGGAAUCCAAUAAGGAGAACCGGGAGGCCCACCUUGCCGCCAUGUUGGAACGGCUGCAAGAGAAGGACAAGCACGCGGAGGAGGUGCGGAAAAACAAGGAGCUGAAGGAAGAGGCCUCCAGGUAAAGCCCAGAGGCCAAAGAAGUUUCCAGAACAGCCGGACAGCUCCAGCAGCUCCGCAGUUCCCGAGGCAGCCUCGUCCGCCGUCGGCUGCU
Molecule: messenger RNA, 790 nt
Organism: Neomonachus schauinslandi (Hawaiian monk seal)
Lineage: Eukaryota; Metazoa; Chordata; Mammalia; Carnivora; Phocidae
Gene: STMN4
Product: stathmin 4
Exons: 6
Coding region: 51-701 (216 amino acids)
Biological process (GO): regulation of microtubule polymerization or depolymerization; microtubule depolymerization; neuron projection development
Cellular component (GO): cytoplasm; neuron projection
Molecular function (GO): tubulin binding
Source: RefSeq, a predicted model, not a curated record